This is a messenger RNA of Platichthys flesus (European flounder), 1938 nucleotides long. It is a transcript of the gene aifm5, whose product is annotated as apoptosis inducing factor mitochondria associated 5. Gene Ontology annotation, cellular component: cytoplasm. NCBI's taxonomy places the organism in Eukaryota, Metazoa, Chordata, Actinopteri, Pleuronectiformes, Pleuronectidae. The record is from RefSeq and is a predicted model, not a curated record. The coding region runs from base 2 to 1531 and encodes 509 amino acids. The transcript is spliced from 17 exons. Gene Ontology annotation, molecular function: 2 iron, 2 sulfur cluster binding; oxidoreductase activity, acting on NAD(P)H; flavin adenine dinucleotide binding.
GAUGAUGGAGGUGGAAGUGGGACAUCACAGCGUGUUGUUGACGCGCUGCGAGGGCAGGUACAGCGCCAUCGGUAACCAGUGUACACACUACGGUGCUCCGCUCAGCAAAGGGGUUAUCUCAGGCCACAGAGUACGCUGCCCGUGGCAUGGCUCCUGUUUUAACGUCCAUACAGGAGAUUUGGAGGAGUGUCCUGGCAUGGACUGUUUACCCUGCCACAAGGUCAAAAUUCAAAACAACAAAGUGUAUGUGUCAGUAAACAAGAAGACUCUCAAGCAGGAAAAACGAUUGAAGAGUAUGGGAGCUGCAGUACCAGGAGUCACUCACACUGUUCUGCUGCUGGGAGGAGGCGCUGCGUCUCUGAUCUGUGCUGAAACUCUAAGGCAGGAAUACUUUGGCGGCAGAAUAAUCAUGGUCACCAAAGACGACCUUUUACCCUACGACAAAACCAGACUCAGCAAGGUGAUGAAUGUGGAGAGUGACAGUAUUCUUCUGAGGAGGAUGGAGUUUUUCCAUCAGUACGACAUCGAGGUGUGGCUCAGGAAAGAAGCGCUGUCAGUGGACACAGACAAGAAGACGGUCACAUUUGACGAUGGUUCAGUCCAGAACUACGACCAGCUCUUCAUCUCAACGGGCUGCAGAGCAAAGGGUCUGAAUGUGCCUGGCAUCAAGCUGGAGAAUGUCAAGAUGCUGGAGACGCCAGAGGACGCCCGACAAAUCCACACAGUCUGUCUGGGCUGCAACGUGGUCCUCGUGGGAACCUCGUUUGUCGGUAUGGAAGUUGCUUCUUAUCUAAUUGACAAAGCCUCCAGUGUCACAGUGAUCGGCAGCAGCGAGCUGCCGUACCAGAACACACUGGGUCCGGAAAUCGGCAAAGUCACCAUGAUGAUGCUGUCGGAGCAGAACGUGAAAUUCUACAUGAACGAUAAUGUGACUGAGGUCAGAGGUGUCGACGGCAAGGUGAAGGAGGUCCUGCUUAAAAGUGGAAAAGUUAUUGCGGCCGAUGUUCUGAUCGUUGGCAUCGGCGUCGUCCCCAACUCGGAGCUCCUGAGAGGCAGUCACGUCCAGAUGGACGCGAAACACUUUGUACCAGUCGACAAAUACACGCGCACCAACGUACCGGAUGUGUUCUGUGGGGGCGACCUCGCCACCUUCCCCCUGGCAAUGGCCGAAAACCGAAUGGUGAACAUCGGACACUGGCAGAUGGCCCAAGCCCACGGAAGAAUAGCAGCUCUGAACAUGAUGAAUAAACCGACUGAACUCAACACAGUUCCUUUCUACUGGACUGUCCUACUGGGUAAAACAAUCCGAUAUGCAGGUUAUGGGGAGGGAUACACUGAGCUUGUGGUGAAAGGGAAGUUUGAGGACAUGAAGUUCCUGGCAUUGUACAUCAAGGACGAUGAAGUUAUCGCCGUAGCGAGUCUCAACUAUGACCCAGCAGCGUCGGCGGUGGCUGAGAGGUUCGCAUCCGGAAAAGUCAUCACGAAGAAAGAGGCUCAGUCAGACGACCUGAGCUGGCUGCAGCUGUCCUGAUCUUCAUCUCUCUCCUCAUCUUCUCAACAAUGUCGGCGUGAAGCCUACGUCCUUCAUCUGUGUCUUCAUCGUCACUGCUCCCGCUGAGGACGGAGAGGGAGGACGUUAUGAAAACGUUUGAUGUCGAUUUAGUUUCCUGCUCUGUGUGUUGCUGCAGGUUGUGUGGAUUUCACCUGUGCGUCAAACCGUCAGUGUUCAAGUGAGCGGACCUCACCGUGCACACAACAGAUACCUCAGAUAGUUGCAGAUAUUUUUAGGACUUACGAUUUGUUUUAUUAAUAUUUUGUAUAAUUUUCUUUAUAGUUUAAUCUUAUUUUUAAUUCAUGGAUGUAUGUUUCCAGAGAGUUUUCAGUGACCACACAUUUGAUUUGGGCUGCUGGGAAAACACAAGUGACCUUGAUGCCCAC